Cyclopterus lumpus (lumpfish) is the source of this 4323-nucleotide messenger RNA. RefSeq names its product regulator of G-protein signaling 3-like. Gene Ontology annotation, molecular function: protein binding. Gene Ontology annotation, biological process: signal transduction. Lineage: Eukaryota; Metazoa; Chordata; Actinopteri; Perciformes; Cyclopteridae. Gene Ontology annotation, cellular component: plasma membrane; nucleus. The transcript has 17 exons. Bases 496 to 3054 code for a protein of 852 amino acids. The record is from RefSeq and is a predicted model, not a curated record.
CCUGCGAUAAGACACACACUUCCUGAACACUCUGCUCUCCAACAUCCAGUUGACUGUUGAGCCCCUCGCAAACUGGUUCACCUGGACCAGCUGGACCCGGGUCAGAUCUGGUUCUGUAAAGCUUGAUUGGACCCGUAUUUUGUCCUUGUUUUUUUAAAUCUGGAUUUAUAUUAGUCCAGAUUCUUUGUCUCUGAAGUCUGAUCCUGGAAUAAAUCUCUUUCUUCUGUACCAGGGUUAGCUAUAGUUUUGGUUCUGUAGACCUGGUUCAGACCUGGGAAGUUUGGGUUAGACCACGAUCUGGUUCUAUAAAUCUGAGCUGGUUUUGUUGAAAACUUAGUAUUUCUUUCUGUGAAUCUGGACCUGGAUUAGACCUGGAUCUGUCUUUAUUAUUCUGGAUUUAUAUCGAACCGGAUCGUCUGACCCCUGGAUCUAGAUCUGGAUCUUGGAUGGACGGGUGGAGGUUCAGGAUUUGAACCAUCAACUCGAUCAGCUGUCAUGCACACAAUCCACCGUCUGUGUCGAGUCUGCAUCGGACAGAAUCUGCCUCAGGUGAGUGUUGCUCGAGGAAAAGAUGGUUUUGGAUUCACUAUCUUCUCAGACUGUCCAGUUAAAGUACAAGCUGUCGACCCCGGAGGUCCGGCUCAUCGGUCUGGUCUCCGUCAGGGAGACUCCGUCCUGCAGCUGAACGGACUUCCUGUAGAAACCUGGAAGUGUGUGGACGUUGCUAACGCCAUCAGGGGCUGUUCCUCUCAGAUCGUGUUAGUGGUGUGGAGAGGUUUACCUGAGCUCAGGUCAGGAUGUGAAUCUUGGCUCCACCCACCAACACACAACAAGACAACAGGCAGGAAGUUGCUGCCUCACCCCACCUACAGCAAACAUGGCCGUAGAUGGGGUCAGGGGUCAGGGGUCCGGUCUAGUUUGGGGGCUCUGCGUUCUCAGUGGAGGAAGGAGGACAAUGAGAAGGAGGAGGACCAAGAGGAAAAUCAGGAGGUGACAGAGUACUCAUCUCACACCACCACGCUCAAGGGCACCCGCGUAACAUCAUCACAUGGAGACAAUUACAUCAUCCUGUCACCUGUAAAUCCAGUAGGACAGCUGCUGCAGCCGGUUUAUCAUGACAGCAAUGGAGUGAUUGGGCGUCUGUACCAGACUCACUCCAGCAGAGGUCAGAACCUCUUCCACGACCCUCGACCCGGGUCAUCAGGGCGACUUCUCAGCGGCUACACCUCCACCCUGCCCCCACCCCUCUCGACCUCCUCUUCAUCAGCCCCUCCCGGUGACUACGGCAACUACCAGAACUGCACCAUCGUCCAAUCACAUCUGCCCUGCUCUGCCUAUGGAACCUACGUUACCCUGGCACCCAAAACCCUCAUCUUCCCCAUCUUUGUCCAGCCUUUGGACCUCUGCAGCCCAGACAGAACCCUGCUGAUGUCGGAGGAAAUGGUUUUACACCAGGCCGACCUCCUGCCUGCAAAGGUGACAGUGUUGAUCUACAGUGACCUGCUGCUGUUCACGAGAGAGGACGAGGCCGGACGCUGUAACGUCCUACAGAGUCCACUGUACCUGAACACACUGCAGCUCAGAGAGGUGGCCUCGGAGCCGCUCCAUAUCUACUUCCUGCAGAGUGUUCGUUGUCUCUUCAGUCUCGAGGCGUUCAGCGUCCAACAGAGACUCAAAGUCAGUCUCUGUCUCCAUGACAACGCCCAACAACAGCUGAUCGCUCACACUCGGGGACAAAACCAACAGCUCUCAGACCUCUCUUCGGAUUUUGACCUCCUCACCGUCGAUCAGUCUGACCUCCUGUCUCGAGCUUCCAUCCCUUGUCCUUCCUCCUCAACUCCCCUCCUCCACUCUUUCUCCUCCCUCCCAUCUCCCUCACCUUACACCCCCAGUUCCUCCUUCUCCUCCACUUCUCAUCUCCCCUCCUCACCUCUUUCCAGUACCUUCACCAGCCCCCAUCAGCUCCUCCAACAGCCUUCCCCCUCUUCAACCCAGAGGAGUCCAGUCUGGAAAAAGAGAGGAGUAGCAGAAGAGGAGAGGAGGAAGAGGAGGCGUGAGGAGGUAGAAGAGGUGGAGGAGCGGCAGCAGGGGGAGGGGGAGAGCGCCUCUGAAACAUCAGAUAAUGUGGGAGGGGGCUUCCUGCUCGGCUCCCAUUACUUCAAUAUGAAGGAAGGAGAAGAGGAGAAGAGUGAUGACGAAGAGGAGGAAUGGACCUUCACCUCCAGAGCUGCAGUUCUGCGCCGCUCUCUCUCCGAGGGUUCUCUGCUGCAGGAACCUCGAUCGCCCCGCUUCCGGUCCGACAGCACCAUCCAUCGACUAACCCGGGGUGUGACCUUUGACCUUGACCCCGGCACAGCGCCCCUUACCCCCUCUGUCCAUGCUCUGAGGAAACAACUGACCAAAGAAGGGGGGUCACUGCACCACAUGCUGGUGCUGCUCAAUGGCACCAAGGAUACCGACUUCGGAAACCUUCAACUGAGGAAGAAGACCAAGAGUCUGGCCGAUGACGUUCGGAGCCGCCUCCUGUUCCUACGAGGACGGAAAAAGAUCACUCAUGGAAACAGUUUGGAGAAAGCUCUGAGAAACAACAGACCGUCUACAGGGGAGGUGCUAAGGUGGGCGGCGAGUCUGGAGGCUCUGCUGAGCAAUCAGUAUGGCCAAGCAAUGUUCCGUCACUUCCUGAAGUCAGAGUUCAGCGAGGAGAACCUGGACUUCUGGUUGGCUGUCGAGCAAUUCAAGAGGACACGCCCCCUGAGCAAGCUGGCCGCCAGAGCUGCAAAAAUCUACGAUGAGUUCAUUUCUACCAAUGCAUCGAGACAGGUCAACGUGGACUCAUCUGUCAGAGAAUCGACCAAUCAGGGCCUGCGUGUUGGCGUUAACCCUGUGUCCUUCCAGUUGGCUCAGGGACAGAUCUUAGGCCUGAUGGAGACCGACUGUUACCCGCGAUUCCUCAGGUCCCGGCUCUACGCCCAGCUGGCCAAUAAGGAAAGACAGACCCUCACAGAGUCGUCCAAUCAGAGCAGAGCUGAGUCUCUACCUGUGAGCCAAUCAUGAGUGAGUAGGAGACAGCAGCUGACCUUCAUCAGAUUGGCUAUCAGCUCCAGUGAUCUAUUCAGACAAGAGCUGGCCAAUGAAAAGAAACUUCAGUUGCAUUAUGGGUAAUGUUUUGGAUAUAAACUGAUCCCAGUAGAUGUUUGUGUUUUACUCUCUAAUCUCUUCAAAACUGUGAUAUUUUAGUCAUAUUUUAACUUCAUCAUGUCAUCAUUUAUUUCUUCAUGAGAAGAACAUGAAUCAGAAUAUGAAACAAUCACCCAAACAGGUUAUUUUUGUUAACGUGUCCAAUACUAGGUUUUAAAGCAAAUAGCUACAGAAGUAACAUUCUGAUAUUCUCAUGAGUCUCAGUUGUACUUUAGUGCUAGUGAGCAAAUGUUGCAUUGAGCAUGUGAGCAUUAAGCUAGCAGCCUCUCAGUCUGUACGACUUUUCAAAUGUUAGCAUGUUAGCAUGUGAGCAUUAAGCUAACAGCCGCUCAGCCUGUACGGUGUUUCACAUGUUAGCAUUAAGCUAGCAGCCUUUCAGUCUGUACAACAUUUCAAAUGUAAGCAUGUGAGCAUUAAGCUAGCAGCCUCUCAGUCUGUACAACAUUUCAAAUGUUAACAUGUGAGCAUUAGGCUAGCAGCCUUUCAGUCUGUAAAACGUGUAGCAUGUUAGCAUUAAGCUAGAAGCUUCUCAGUUUGUACGACGUUUCAAAUGUUAACAUGUUAGCAUCAAGCUAGCAGCCUUUUAGUUUGUACGUUUCAAAUGUUAGCAUGUGAGCAUUAAGCUAGCAGCCUCUCAGUUUGUACAGUUUCAGAUGUUAGCAUGUUAGCAUUAAGCUAGCAGCCUUUGAGUAUGUAUGUUUCAAAUGUUAGCUUUUUAGCAUUAAUCUAGCAGCCUCUCAAUUUGUACGACGUUUCAAAUGUUAACAUGUUAGCAUCAAGCUAGCAGCCUUUUAGUUUGUACGUUUCAAAUGUUAGCAUGUGAGCAUUAAGCUAGCAGCCUCUCAAUCUGUUUCUUUUUCCGUGAGACGUUUUUAAUGUUAGCAUGUUAGCAUUCACACAACAGACGACCUAAAGAUCUGGUGUGUCUUUUAAAUGUAAUUUCUUUGUUUGUUUUCUGCUUUUAGAGCAACUCAUAACUAAAGUUGGAGAAGUUUGUUUAACGAUUGUUACUGUAACAGAAAAUUAUUGAAAAGUAAGUUUGUGUGCUCACCUGUUGCAUAAAGAGACGAUGUGAUGGAGUCUCAUGGAAAUGGUUUGACCAUUUUAAUAAAUGAUGACUUUGGA